This is a messenger RNA of Drosophila innubila, 2056 nucleotides long. It is a transcript of the gene Csgalnact, whose product is annotated as chondroitin sulfate N-acetylgalactosaminyltransferase 1. Gene Ontology annotation, cellular component: Golgi cisterna membrane. Gene Ontology annotation, molecular function: glucuronosyl-N-acetylgalactosaminyl-proteoglycan 4-beta-N-acetylgalactosaminyltransferase activity. The coding region runs from base 79 to 1758 and encodes 559 amino acids. The record is from RefSeq and is a predicted model, not a curated record. NCBI's taxonomy places the organism in Eukaryota, Metazoa, Arthropoda, Insecta, Diptera, Drosophilidae. The transcript has 4 exons.
GCAGAAUUUAUCUAGUUGGCGGGCAUUUAACAUUUUGAAUUUGUAUUGCAGCAAUAAAUACCAAAAGUAAUAUGGAAAAUGCAUAAUUCGCUGGCCUCGAGGUUGCUAGUGCGACUUUUGUUGCUGUUUGCACUAGUUACUGUGAUAUCAAUAGCCAUACUGACAAAAUGGGGCUUCGAUGAGUUGACAGCCCAAACCGACAAGGAUUCCCAUGUGAAUCCCAGUGAAUCAAAUGGAUAUAAUUAUAUAUUGAAUGCACGGGAUGCAGAAAUUGAGCGCCUGAAGCAUGAAGUGCUGACGCUGCGUGCACAGCUGGUGUUAAUACAGACCAAUCGAAGCGGUAACAAUGGAGUUCCAGGCAGGUUGCCAGCUGGAUUCUACUCCUCCUCCAGCAACAACAGCAACAACAACAGCGUGCCAGGCACACAGCUGCAACAGCAACAACAACUGCAGCAGUCACCCGAUACAACAGUUGCCUCCCUGACUCAUCACUAUGACUGCAGCAGCUAUAUACGGAAACAGGUGGGAGCCGCUGAGAUUCUUCAUGGUCUGCCGCUGAACAAUGAGUACGAGAUGAUGCCCUUCAAUCACUUCACCUUCACGCGUGUCUAUCCCAUUGAUCUCGGCCUGGGCAAGCGUGUGGUGGAGAAGCCCAUUGGCUACAGGCGCCGCGAUCUCCUGGAAGCCGUCAACAAAGCCCUGGAGAGCCUCAAUCGCAAUCACACGGCACGUGCUCGUGCCAAGGGGAUCCCCACAACGGAUGUAGCAAAGUACACCUUGGACGACUUUGUGGAGGGCAUCUAUCGCACGGAGCCCACGACUGGCAGCCAAUAUGAGCUGUAUUUCCAGAGUAUCAAGCACCAGACGAAUGUGGUGCGAAAGGCGUUGAUCAUGCGACCAUUUGCACCACUGCAGACGGUGCAGCUGUCCGAGGUGGCUCCCAGCUCCAUCAUACAUGUGAUACUGCCACUGGCUGGACGCCUGCGCAGCUUCCGCAGCUUCAUGCAGAUGUUCCAGCAACUGACGGAUCGACAUUUGCAGCUCAUCGUGGUUUACUUUGGUGAAAGUGGACUUAAAGAGGCGCAGGGAAUUGCAAAGGGAUUGGAGCAUGUGCAGCUGUUGUCGCUUAAUGAAACCUUCAGCAGAGCCAAAGCUCUGCGAUUGGGCGCCGAGCACAUUCAGCCGGAGGCGGAAAAGACGACUGAGGAUGCUCUACUCUUCAUGUGCGAUGUGGACAUUGUGUUUACCGCCAAAUUUCUGGAACGUUGCCGCUGGAAUGCCUCGCCAGGCAAGAAGGUGUAUUACCCUGUUGUGUUCAGCCUUUAUAAUCCCCAUGUGGUGUACACGCUGCAGGGGAAAAUUUUGCCCAACGAGGAGGACCAGCUGGUCAUCUCUAGGGACACGGGCUUCUGGCGUGACUUUGGCUAUGGCAUGACGUGUCAAUACCGCUCGGACUUUCUGCAAAUACGCGGAUUCGAUGAGGAAAUCGUUGGCUGGGGCGGUGAGGAUGUGAUGCUCUACCGUAAAUAUGUACGAUCUAAAAUCAAAAUCAUACGCGCCACAGAUCCUGGUAUCUUUCAUCGCUGGCACACAAAGAUUUGCACCAGUUCUCUAAGUCCCGAUCAAUAUCGUGCCUGCAUACGAUCGCGUGCUCUUAAUGAGGCCUCCCAUGCCCAGUUGGGUUUUUUGGCAUUUCAGGACGAGAUUGCCGCUGCAAGUGCAUCCAUGUCCGUGUCGUUGGGAAAUACACUGCCUUGAUAUUUCAAUGGUAUUAUUGGAAUUGGCCUUCUGCUUUCGAUACUCGAUACUCAGCCACAAUGUGACAAUAACUUGUAUUUAGCCAAUCGUUGAACUAGCAUAAAUUGUUAAAUCUCUUUGUUUACCCAACACUUUGAGAGCCUCGAUACUUAAUCCUAUGACAAAUUGUUCUUCCAUGAAGCAAACUAGAUGCAAUCUUUAAACAAUAAACAUAAACAUACUAUACGUAAACAAAUUUAGCUUAUUGUAUCAUACUGAACUUACAUUAAACAGCGUCUGCUCGCAUUAGAUAAACAAA